UCGCUGUGCUGAAGUGAAGAGCUCUGAGGGGACGAGGGUUAUAGUUUUUACUCUCUUUCACUGGGAUUUUCCCUCAGAGUCUCCAGAGUCUUUUAUUUCCAAGCUCCGUUGUUUCGUCGAACAAACGACGUUUUUCUCUUCCUGUCAUUUAAUAGACUAUAUCUCCCGUGCGUUUUGGCGAGGAUGACGGCGAUCAAGGCGCUUCAGCAGUGGUGUAAGGUUCAGUGCGAGGGGUACAGAGAUGUGACCAUCAGCAACAUGAGCACCUCUUUCAGAGACGGACUCGCCUUCUGCGCUCUCGUCCACAAGUUCAGACCCGACCUCAUAAACUUUGAGUCUCUCUCCAAAGACGAUGUGUAUUACAACAAUCACUUGGCGUUCCGUGUGGCUGAAGAUCAUCUGGGAAUCCCAGCUCUUCUGGAUGCAGAGGACAUGGUGGCUUUGCCUGUCCCAGACAGACUCAGCAUCCUCACAUAUGUCUCGCAAUACUAUAAUUACUUCCACGGCCGCUCACCAAUCGGGGGAGUAGGAGGUAUCAAACGACAUGCUGAGGUCUCAAAGGAGACGCCAUCAGAGAAGAAGAAUCAGCCUGUGGUUGACAAAAAACACAAUCUUAAAACAAACACAGAGAACCGUCCUCCUCAAACUGAAAUGCCAAAAAAUAUCAGCGACAACCAUCCUACAUCUAUUAACAUCCAGAAAAGUGCUCCAGAGAAGCACAUUGUAGCUACUCUAGCUCGACAGACUGGCACAGACUGGCAGAAAUCUCCAGGGCCAAAAUGUGUUCAAGCGCCCGGCACGCCACUCCGAGCGAGAUCUCCACAGCCACACCGAGACGCUGAGAAGAAAGCUGUUUUGGUGGAGAAUUCAAAUAAAACUGGCACGCUGAACAGUGUUUGUGCAAUAUGUGGAAAUCAUGUACAUCUUGUCCAGAGACACCUGGUGGAUGGAAAACUCUACCACCGGAGCUGCUUUAAGUGUAGUGUAUGCUAUAGCACACUGAAAUCCGGGGCAUAUAAACUGGGAGCAGACAAUGGCUCACUGGUCUGCAUCAUUCACCAACACGGCCAAAAUGAUUUCAAGCCUACUGUUCAGCCUUGUAAGAGCAGUGGCUUUACGCUUACUGAUUUGGUAUCCAAAUCUGACCGUGGCGAUCAGCCAUCUUCCCAGCGCUACACAUCUGUACUAUCUGCACCAAUCAAAGCUGUGCCCCGACCCGUGGAGCUCAGUCUUGCUCCGCAGUCAUGGACCGCCUCUGCUCAGAGGACUCAGGAAGCCAGGCAGAAGUUUUUCCAGUCCUGUGGUCCAGCAGCAGAGCAUCGGUCCACCACAAGACAGCAGUCAGGCCCCUCAGAGUCCUGCACCAAUCAGAACACGAGUCUGAAGAUGGAGGAGAAAGACCCAACCAAUGCACUGACAAAUGGAAAACUAUUUGAAGGAAACACGAAUAACAACAAUGCGCUUAAUUCUGACCCAGGAGCACAGAGGCAGAUAAAAAUCAGAUGCUCUUCUGCUGAAGUCUCUGGCUGGAGGCAGGAGUUACACAGACGAGAUGCAACAGGAAGGAGCUCCUAUCAGGCCACUUCAACCAGCUCUGCUAUCCGCAAUAGUGGCAUGAACACCAAAGUAUCCCUCUACCUCAGUGCCAUCAGCAAGCAGCGCAACAGACCUCCAUCCCUGCUGCUUUCUACUGCAAAAGCAAAAGAUGUUCAGAGCUGCGAAGCCCCAACUGACUGGAGAUCAAAGCCAAAGGCAGUUCCAAAUGGACCAAGACUCAAAUCUCCUAAUAAUGCCAAGGAUGUCCGGUUGAUUUGUGGAAAAAACAAAUGUAACCAUUGUUUGAUGGCCCAAAAUGAUCCAGUCUCCACUAUAAUGAACGACUCUUGUUCUAAAGGUCCUGACUAUUCCUUGUCCUCAUGUAUCUUGCGCUCUCAGUCCUGUCACAAACCUUCAUCUCCAAAACAACCUCACCGCAGGUCGGUGACCUCAAGUUACGACAAUGGAAAUAUUUCAUCUAAAAAUGGCUUGCUGUGUGAAACGAGGUUGCCUACAAUAAAGCCUUGCCACAUCACACCAGAUCAGAUCUCAAAAGAGUUGCAGGACAUUGAGAACAAGCUGUACAAUCUGGAGAACGAAGGGGUGGAGUUAGAGAGGAGACUUCGCAUUUAUGAAGAAGAGGGUCAUGGAAACCUGCUGUUGGAUCCCUUGAUGGUGGACUGGUUUAACCUGAUUGGGAAAAAAAAAAGCUACAUACUAAGGGAGUCAGAGUUGAUGUACACAGCAAGAACACAUGAUCUGGAGGAGCAACAGCCUGGAGUAAAAGGAGAGCUCAGGAGAUUGGUCUGUAAACCAGAACAUGUCAAGACUCUGGGUGAGAAGAAGAGGGAAACUGUGCUGUUGAACAGACUGAAGAUGGUAAAUGACAGGAAGGCCAUUGUUGAAGGGCUGGAGGAGGACAGAAUAAGGGAGGAGGAAGAUCAACAGACACUGAAUGAGAUGAUGCAAAGACAGGGUCUUCCGAAGUUUAAAAACAAAUGCAACUCAUCCUUCUCAAAGUUAUUUAGACGGAGAAGUAAAAAAGCCUCAAUGGGAUAGUGAAUUUGAGAUUUGCUGGAGUGAAGUAGUCCAGACGUUCUGCUGUAGCCUGUUUGUGACCUUAGAUGGUUUAAAACAAGGUGAGAUUAAUGUAACACAUCUGUCAGGCAAGUAAGUGAGUUCUUGGAGCAAAAUGUUCUGUUUAAACACU
Molecule: messenger RNA, 2746 nt
Organism: Carassius carassius (crucian carp)
Lineage: Eukaryota; Metazoa; Chordata; Actinopteri; Cypriniformes; Cyprinidae
Product: MICAL-like protein 2
Exons: 17
Coding region: 184-2595 (803 amino acids)
Molecular function (GO): protein binding
Source: RefSeq, a predicted model, not a curated record